Apodemus sylvaticus (European woodmouse) is the source of this 936-nucleotide messenger RNA. RefSeq names its product spermatid maturation 1 (gene Spem1). The record is from RefSeq and is a predicted model, not a curated record. Lineage: Eukaryota; Metazoa; Chordata; Mammalia; Rodentia; Muridae. Gene Ontology annotation, cellular component: cytoplasm. Gene Ontology annotation, biological process: sperm individualization; flagellated sperm motility. The transcript is spliced from 3 exons. Bases 1 to 936 code for a protein of 311 amino acids.
AUGGCCAUGGCUGAGCGGCCACGGCCUGGGUGGGCCUCAUAUCAAAACCCCAACACCAACAACUGCCAGGACAUGGGAAACUCCAUUCUGCUGCUCUUGGGUCUCAUCAUCUGUAUUAACAUUGGCAUCAAUUUGGUGACCCUGCUCUGGAGCCGAAUCCGCAUCCUCUUACACCGAAUGUUCCAUAUCAUUUGUGAGAAAGAAACCAGUAAAUCCUCACCUGGGAAGCUGGCCCAGCCCUCGAGGAAGCAGACCCACCCCGAAGUCCAUCUUCGAUGUACCAUGGACCCUGUGAAGAUGAGCGUGACCCCCCCACCCACUCGUCGUCGUCACCGCCAUCGAGCGCCUCCAUCUCGCCGUGCCCGCCGCCCCAUAGCUUGGGCCCCUGAUACUGAUGAGGAGAAACCUCCACAGCAGCACCCUGCAAUCUGUUCCCGCCACUGGGACGGUCCUAAGGAUUGGGACAGCUUCCAAUCUAUGCAGGAGAUGUGGGAACCUUGGACUCAAGAUGGUCUAGAGCAACCUGCCCAGACCAUCCGCUUCCAGCCAACAGUAGAGGCAAGGCCUCUCAAAACAGAAAUCCGGUCAGAGCAGGGCCUAGAGGCCUACGUAUAUACUGUGAAUCCCCCGCCCCCCAGUCCAGAGGUUUUGGGCCAUAAAAACAAUGCAGUAGGGCUAGGGGGAGGUGCUGAGGGUGAACAAACACAGGGCCAGCCUGUCUCACCACCCUUUCUGGGUCCAGCAAAUGUCCCUGAAAUACCCCGGCGCCGUUCAUCUGGUAGAAUAGUCUAUGAUGCCCGAGAUGUGAGGAGAAGGUUACGAGAACUGACCCGGGAGGUGGAGGCUUUGUCCCACUGUUACCCCUUGGUCUCUGGAUCCAGCACAGCUGAGGGGACAGGCAAAGAUUGGGUGUAUCGUCCCCUGAAGGGAAGGUGA